AGUGAGAGAGAAAAAAAAUCUGAGUCUCAUAUAGUUAUAUGAUUGCACAGUAUUGAGCUUUAAGAAAGACACCAAAUACCACACUUCAAAAACUUGCUAUAAAAAUCACAGGAGUUUGCAACUUUGGAGACCUGGAAUGUGGAGACGCGAAUGUGUGAAGUGAUGUGGAACCCAAGUCUCCUGACCUCUGAUUAUAGGGACCUACCUGAUUAUCCAAAAUGAGACAUAAUCUAAUUUGUCAGACAACUCCCACUGUCACUGUUUAUAUAAAAUCGAGUGCAUCCAGAUCACAUCAACAAAAAAAACCUAUUUGUCUAAAACGUCCUCUUUUUAAAGACAGUCAAGAAAGCGGUGAAAACAAUGUGCAUGGUAAUAAAUGUAAACGUCCAAAAGGUCCAUGUCUAGUAAUUCAGCGUCAGGAGAUGACUGCUUUCUUUAAACUGUUUGAUGAUGAUCUAAUUCAAGACUUCUUAUGGAUGGAUUGCUGCUGUAAAAUUGCAGAUAAGUAUCUUUUGGCAAUGACCUUUGUUUAUUUCAAGAGGGCUAACUUCAAUAUAAAUGAGCACACCAGACUUAAUUUCUUUGUUGCUCUGUAUCUGGCUAAUACUGUUGAGGAAGAUGAUGAAGAGUCUAAGUACGAAAUUUUUCCAUGGGCUUUGGGAAAAACUUGGAGAAAGCUCUUUCCUGAUUUCUUAAAGUUAAGAGACCAACUCUGGAGUAGAAUUGACUACAGGGCUAUUGUAAGCAGACGUUGCUGCCAAGAGGUGAUGGCUAUUGCUCCAACACAUUAUAUAUGGCAGCGAGAACGUUCCAUGCAUCACAGUGGAGCUGUGAGAAAUUACAGCAGAGAUGAAGUACAAAUGCCACGAGGACCUAGUGCUACACCCAUAGAUUGUUCGCUUUGUGGUAAGAAAGGAAGAUUUGUAGGACUAGGAUUAUCAUCCUCAUCCUCUUCCUCUACUGGCACUUUAGAGAUGAUGGAGCUAUAUCCAUCUCAGGAAUUGAAGGACACUUUCCCAGUUGAAAAAAUGCUGAUUGAUCCUCCUACUUCCUCCUAUUUCCAAGACUGUAUAAGCCUAUCCACCAGGGGCAGAAAAGGUAGCUGCAUGAACCAAGACAAAUCCAUGGACUGGUUUACAGGAAAUGAAGAAUGA
Alligator sinensis (Chinese alligator) is the source of this 1154-nucleotide messenger RNA. RefSeq names its product speedy/RINGO cell cycle regulator family member A (gene SPDYA). Bases 219 to 1154 code for a protein of 311 amino acids. Lineage: Eukaryota; Metazoa; Chordata; Crocodylia; Alligatoridae. The record is from RefSeq and is a predicted model, not a curated record. The transcript is spliced from 7 exons. Gene Ontology annotation, molecular function: protein kinase binding. Gene Ontology annotation, biological process: positive regulation of cyclin-dependent protein serine/threonine kinase activity.